Molecule: messenger RNA, 2310 nt
Organism: Neurospora crassa OR74A
Lineage: Eukaryota; Fungi; Ascomycota; Sordariomycetes; Sordariales; Sordariaceae
Product: phosphatidylinositol phospholipase C
Exons: 2
Coding region: 355-2136 (593 amino acids)
Biological process (GO): lipid metabolic process
Molecular function (GO): phosphoric diester hydrolase activity
Source: RefSeq, a predicted model, not a curated record
GCUCUUUCCAUUCCAUCGAAGAUCCUUAGUAACGAAACCAGCUUGUUGAAUCCAUUGGUUAUUUUCUUAUUUCCCCCCCUCCCCACACCCCAAAACUUUGGUCGACUCUUCUGUCCUCUAUCUAGCCACGAGAGUAACCUCAACCGCAUCCAUCUCAAACAAUUUCAGUUAUACGACUUGAAAAGUUUCCAGAAGCUCAAGUCGGACGAACAAACAUUCCGUAUUUGUACAACGUCACGCAAGUUCACUAAGGAGUAGGUGAGACCAGGCAAGCGGAGAACCGCUUUUCUUCUGAGACCGUUUGAUACUUGCAGCCAGCUCUUCUUGGGAAGAAAAACGAAAAAGGGGAUUUCCAUGUCCAGCUACCUCGAGACGAGAGCAUAUGCUUUACCGCAUAAAGCUGCUACCGUACCCAUAUUACCAUCAUCAAGCGGGCGGAACCGCCGGAUCGACGCGAUCAAGACAGUCAAGAUGAAGAAUCUCACCAUUCGCAACCUGACCAUCACGCCGCUCGAGCUGAAGGAAGUAGAGCGCUAUGAGGACUCUACCAAGGCUCGUAAGCCGAACGGGUUGGCGAAAAUUACGGCGCGUAUCACCGGCAAAUCCUCUAAAUCAUCUCUCGCAUCACCAACCGCUGCUGCAACAACGGAUCUCGACGGGACGGCCCAGGAGCCAGGGACAGCCGGCAAGCAAGACAUAACAGACGUCCACAUCCAACCCUUCUCCGAACAUCAAACCUCCAUCCCACUACCCGAUGCCUCAAAAGGCGAAUCCCUCCGCCUCACCUUCUCUGAGCCCAACAAGCCAUACACCUACUCCGUCUCCAUCCCCGGCCCCUCACCGCGGAGCAUCGUCAUGAAAGCCAACCUGCCUCCGGGCUUGCAAGACCAACAACAAGUUCCUCCGCCCGAUCGCGAGUUCACCCUCAUCUAUAUGCCCCACCACUCCUUCCUUGCCAUCUUCAGCAGCACUCAUCUCAACCGGUGGAUGGCCGAGCUCGACCCAUCCUACCCCUUAUCCGCCCUCAGCAUCCCAGGGACGCACAACAGUCCGACUUGCUACGUCGCUUUGCCCUCUGUGCGAUGCCAGGCCGUUCCCAUCCGCGAGCAGCUCGACAACGGAGUGCGCUUCUUGGACGUGCGUGUAUCCUGUCCAUCUCCCUCCUCGCGCUCCCCAUCGCCUAUCAAGACCGCUUCUCCCAGGCUCGAUACACCCGACUCUUUACCAGGCGCCUUCCCCAUCUCGCCCACGUCAACUCGGACAGAGACACCGACAGACAUCAACUCGCCCGCGCCCCAACCUGAGCUCUCGCCGCAGGCUCCGGAACCGACAUGCAAAGACAAAGAAAAAGCCAAAGCGCCCAACCUCAGCCUAGUCCACUCCGCUUUCCCCGUCGCUUUAUCUGGAACCAGGUACUUCCACGACUUGCUGUCGGAGUGCUACGCUUUCCUGGACGCCAACCCUUCCGAGACGGUGUUGAUGUCGAUCAAGCGCGAAGGGACGGGGCGCGGGACGGACCAGCACUUAUCUACUUACCUGGCUGCUCACUAUCUGACGCCGGAUAGGUGGUAUUCUAAACCUGAGAUCCCGACGCUGGAGCAGGCGCGGGGGCGCAUCGUGUUGGUGAGGCGGUUUCACUUGGAUCCGAGUCUGCAAGCUGAGGGGAUGGGAAUUGAUGGGUCGGUGUGGCCGGAUAACUGCGCGGAUGGGAUGUGUGGAAGCGGAAGGAUUCGGAUCCAGGAUUAUUAUGAGGUUGGGCAGACGCAGCACAUCAAGAAGAAAAUUGGGUUUGCAAAGGAGGGGUUGAUGAGGGCGGCACAGCAGGUAUAUGGGCCGUCUGGGAUACCGGAUUCGGAAGCCGCUGGAGGUCCGAUGCCUCUAUUUAUCAACUUUCUGAGUGGCAGCAACUUCUUCAAUGCGAGUUGCUGGCCCGAGAAGAUCGCUGCCAAGAUCAACCCACACAUGAUAGAGUAUCUGUGUAUGGAUCACGGAGCUCCUCAGAAGCAACCGAGUGAGCUUACCGUCGGCGAUGCUGGGACAGGUAUCGUAGUAACGGAUUGGGUUGGGAACAAUGGUGAUUGGGAUCUAAUACGCUGCAUCGUCGGCUGGAACGCAAGGUUGCAGUUGACGCGAUAAAUAAAGUAACGUACAGCGGCAGUCUCGAGACGUUUUCAUCACAAAGCAAAAGGCGUAACCAGCAACAGACUAGAAUCAGAUCGAAGUAAUAAAAGCGUCAAUUCAAAUGUCGCUACCCAAACACCCAAGCGCCACCAACCCCAAUGCUAACCGCUUGAAGAGAUGCCUAAAACU